UUUGGGCUCCGCUACGUUGUUGCUGACAAACGAGAAAGGAGGAAGAUGAGGCUUUUGACCGAUGGCAUUGGACGAUUUGGCAGGGCAAAGGUGGUUAUCCCCAUUUUAGAGAGGAGGAACCUGAGGCCACACAGCUAUUAAGUGAUGGAGCCUGGACUUGAACCCAGGUAUUCCGUUUCCUCAUUCAGGGUUCUUUUCCCCGGACCCCUGAGGGGACAAGUGAUAGGGAGUUGGGUAAGCAGAACAGUUAUUCUUUUAGUUCUGUUUAUUGUCUGUCAGUCUAUACAAGUCUUUCUAAAGUUCUCUGAAUUCCUCAUGUGGGUCAUUUCUUAGUGUGAUAUUUCAUCAUGUUGGCAUACCAUAGUUUAUUUAACCAUUCUCCUAGUUAAUGGGUACCCAUUGUGCUUCCACCUUUGUGCUAUCACAAAAAGUACUUUUAGAAAUAUUUGGUAAAGAGGAUCUUUCCUUGUCUGUGAUUUUCACCUACCCCUUGAGGAAUAUAUCCAGUAGUGCCAUUUACUGCAUCAAAAGGCAUAGUUCCAAAUUGGUUUUGGAGCUAGGAUUUGAAGCCAUCUUUUUUUGAACUUGAGCAUUCUCUGCUGUGCUGCCAAGUCUCUGGCAGGCUACAUCCACAUUGCUAUGGAGCCCUUGAGUUUAUUAGAUGGCCCUUCCUCACUGUUCCCUCCACCAUCUCAAUUAAGGAAAAAGCAGAGAAAAAACGCGUGGUAAGGCCAGAGCGCCCUCCAAUUCAUCCAGUGCCAAGUGAGCCCCAGAAUUUUCUUAGAGAUAGCCCUGCUUAAACAGGUUUCCCUUAGCAAAUCCGUGUUGUCUCAUAAUAAUUAAAGGGGCCCAGCCUCUGGGAGAGGACAGGAACCCCAACCGGGAUUGUGGUGGUUGUUGUUAUAUGUUUCAUUUGAAUGAUGACUCACACCUUUCCCAUGCAUUUUCUUACUAGAUCCAGGGCCAGGGCAGUUAUCUCCGUUUUAGAGAUGAACCUGAGGCUCACGCAGCUAGUCUCUCAAAGUGGGCCUCCAGAUCUCCAUGGAUUAUUGGUGGUGCACAAAUGUGGUUCUCCGAGGGGUGGACGAGAACAGCCCUGGCUACAUGGAGGUGAUGUCAGCGUGUCACCAGCGGGCAGCCGAUGCCCUGGUAGCUGCAGCCAUCCUCAAUGGGGGCCUCUAUGUGAAGCUGGGCCAGGGACUCUGCUCCUUUAAUCACCUGCUACCCCCCGAGUACAUCACCACCCUUCGCCUGCUGGAGGACAAAGCCCUCACUCGGGGCUACAAAGAGGUGGACGAGCUGUUCCUAGAGGAUUUCCAGGCCCCAGCCAACGAAGUGUUCCAGGAAUUUAACUAUGAGCCUGUGGCAGCGGCCAGUCUGGCCCAGGUGCAUAAAGCAAAGCUGAAGGAUGGCACAGAGGUGGCUGUGAAGGUGCAGUACAUCGAUCUAAGGGAUAGGUUUGAUGGGGACAUCUACACCCUUGAGCUCCUGCUGCAGAUCAUCGAAUUCAUGCAUCCCGGCUUUGGCUUCAGCUGGGUUCUCAAGGACCUGAAAGGGACCUUGGCUCAGGAACUGGACUUUGAGAAUGAGGCUCGGAACUCAGAGCGCUGUGCUAACGACCUGAAGCAAUUUCACUAUGUGGUGGUACCCCGUGUGCACUGGGACAAGUCCAGCAAGAGGGUGCUGACUGCCGACUUCUGUAAUGGCUGUAAGGUGAACAAUGUGGAAGAAAUCCAGAAGCAGGGGCUCAGCUUGAGUGAUACAUCAUCUAAAUUGAUCCGAGUAUUUGCUGAACAGAUCUUUUACACGGGCUUCAUCCACUCAGAUCCCCACCCUGGAAAUGUAUUGGUACGGAAAGGUUCAGAUGGGCAAGCCGAAUUGGUGCUGUUGGACCAUGGCCUCUAUCAGUUCCUGGAUGAAAAGGAUCGCUUGGCCUUGUGCCAACUGUGGCGGGCCAUUAUCUUGCGGGAUGAUGCAGCCAUGAAGAAGCAUUCUGCUGAGCUUGGUGUUGAAGAUUAUUUCCUGUUCUGUGAAAUCCUAAUGCAACGACCAAUUCACAUGGGGCAGUUGUGGCGUUCUGGCAUGCUGAGCCAUGCAGAGACGACCUACAUGCAGGAAAUGGCUAAGGAACAUUUUGCCCGAAUCAUGGAGGUGCUGAAGGCCUUGCCCCGUCCCAUGCUGCUGGUCCUGAGAAACAUCAACACGGUGCGCUCCAUCACCAUAAACCUGAAGUCCCCUGUGGACCGAUACUUCCUCAUGGCCAAGAGUGCUGUGAGAAGCUGGAGCCGACUGCUGAAAGAACAGACUCAAAGAAACUUAUACAGACGGUUUUUGAAUUGGGUCAAGGUCACAUGGGAAAGCUUCAAGUUUGAAGUUGUCCUCAGGUUGGAGAUGUUAUCAAUGCGCCUAACCUCCAAGUUCAUCAAAUUCCUGGUUUAUCUGGGUGUCAUGCCUGAACCUGAGGAGGUAUUCAAGAAAAUGGAGCCCUAGAUCUGGGUGGCUCUGUCACACCAACCCCCAGCAGCACAGAUCCACCUUCCUCAAUGAAAAGAAAGGAGGAGCUGGCGUCAGCCACCGGGGCAGCAAGACCCCCUAGAGUCAAGCGGCCAGGAAAAGAGAGAUGACAGGCUCGAGUCUCCUCUGCUUGCUCAGACUAAGGCAAGGGAGGCCCCUUAGGGCAAAGAAUAAAGGAGUAGAUGUAAUGA
Molecule: messenger RNA, 2705 nt
Organism: Sarcophilus harrisii (Tasmanian devil)
Lineage: Eukaryota; Metazoa; Chordata; Mammalia; Dasyuromorphia; Dasyuridae
Gene: ADCK5
Product: aarF domain containing kinase 5
Exons: 14
Coding region: 1042-2490 (482 amino acids)
Source: RefSeq, a predicted model, not a curated record